Messenger RNA from Mollisia scopiformis, 563 nucleotides. RefSeq lists its product as uncharacterized. Lineage: Eukaryota; Fungi; Ascomycota; Leotiomycetes; Helotiales; Mollisiaceae. The transcript has a single exon. Bases 160 to 522 code for a protein of 120 amino acids. The record is from RefSeq and is a predicted model, not a curated record.
GGCUUUCAGUCCCGCUGUUGUCUCUACGUGAGAAACUUGAAACUAAUUCUACUGAAGUUAGGAUUCGCGGGAAUACAUAUCGCUGGCUGGAACUUCCGGUUCCCAACACCGACAGAGAGACUUUUAUAGCAUAUCUGCACCAUCUACAUCAUCACCGCCAUGACUUUAUACUGGCUAAUAGACAUAUACGCAUUCGAGCUUCACCCUGUGUUGUGCAGGUGCUGGACGACCUGCUUCCGACGACAUAAGCUAGCAUCUGACAGCGACACCGCGGACGAGAAGCACCCAUCGACACUUCAUGUCAAAGCUCAUGCCGUUGCUGAAAAGAUCAGAAAUAAUUCUCCGCAUAAGGAUACAGAUUUGUAUACCCCGCUGAAAAGUCUAAUGCCGAUCACUUUUGUGGCGGCCGUUUACUGUCUCGCGAGAGGCUAUGUGGUUAUUGAUGAUCUUGUAAAUUUAAGAUUGCUACCGGCAAGUGCGUAUGAAUCCGUCAGAUGGAGCCCUUUCAUUCCUCACUUGUGAAGGAAUGAUAUUUUCUUGAUGCAAAUGUAAUUAUUGUGUCC